AUGGAACCAGGGAUCUCUAACCAGACUUCAUUUCUUUCCUACACUGAGUUUACACUCUUGGGUUUCCCUGGGAUAUCUGGAUGGAGGUCUCUCCUGGCAAUCCCAUUCUUUUUCAUGUAUUUAGUUAUCUUGACUGGGAAUUCUCUCAUCAUCAACCAAGUCUCCAUUCAUAAAAAAUUCCAUUCUCCCAUGUAUGUGCUCAUCUCUAUGAUCUUUGCCAUUCACAUUGCCAUUUCUACUGCCAUAUUGCCAAAUUUCCUCCUAGACUUGUUAUUUCAUCUCAACCAAGUUUCCCUGACCGGCUGUCUUCUGCAGAUGUUUUUCAUCUACUUCAUGUCAGUAUGUGAGUCUGGUGUGAUCCUAAUAAUGUCCUUAGACAGAUACGUAGCAAUCUGUAGGCCACUGCAUUAUCAUAAUAUUAUGACAAAGAGGCUACUGGUCUGGCUCAUGGUCAUUGUAAUAAUUCGGAACUUCCUCCUUAUUUGCCCACUGGUUGUAUUUAUCUCUAUGGUCCAGUUCUGCAAGUCAGACAUCAUCCUGAACUUUGCAUGUGAAAACAUGGCACUACUUAGUCUUGGAUGUGGAGACACCACCAGACCACAGAUUGCUGGGUUGAUAGUGCGUAUCACUGUCACUGUAUUUGAUGUUAGUCUACUCUUGAUUUCCUAUUCAAACAUACUCUACACAGUCAUGAAAAAUGUUUCCAGGAAAUCAAGAUACAAAGCUCUUAACACCUGUGGGACACACUUACUGGUGGCAUUGUUAGUCUACCUGUGUGCUCUUACAUCUUCUAUUGUGCAGAGAAUGGACACAACCAUUUCAACAGAUGUUAAGAAUCUAUUCACUGCCCUAUACCUACUUAUCCCAGCUACCCUAAACCCAUUUAUAUAUGGAUUAAGAGUGUCAGAGAUCAGAAAGAGUCUGGUAGAAUAUUGGCAAGCAAAAAAGAACAAUUUCUACCCAUCAUGA
Xenopus laevis (African clawed frog) is the source of this 969-nucleotide messenger RNA. RefSeq names its product olfactory receptor 52A1. Lineage: Eukaryota; Metazoa; Chordata; Amphibia; Anura; Pipidae. The record is from RefSeq and is a predicted model, not a curated record. The coding region runs from base 1 to 969 and encodes 322 amino acids. The transcript has a single exon.